AUGAAGCGCCGCAAGCUGGCCGUGGCCGCCGGCUUCUGCCUCUCCUUCCUGCUGGGCACUUUGCUCAACGUCCUCUUCAUCCCGGCCUUUGACCAGCAGCAGCAGCAGCAGCAGCAGCCGGCGGCGGCGGCGGCGGCCGUCACGCACUCUCCGUCGGGGGAGGCUGAGCUCGGCCGCCGCCGCCGCGGGGACUUGGCGCAGCAGAUCCGCGAGCGCUACGAGGAGGUGCUGCGGUACCAGCAGCCGCAGCGGGCGGCGGCGGCGGCUGCUGCCGGGGCCCGCCUGCCGGCCAGACCCUUGGAGCGGCGCCUGAUGGACCUGGCUCCGCGGCGGCUGGCCUCGGCCGCCUCCUCGUCGUCGUCGUGGUCCUGGGAGCGGGUCCCGUCCGCCCCGGGGGCUGCCAAGCUGGAGCUGUCCCUGGGGCCGCCGCGGCUGGGCUGCGGCGACCUCGGCAACGUGAGCGACGUGCGCUACCUGGGCUCGGGCUACACCAAGGCCGUCUACCGGGCCGUGCUCAACCGCAGCCUGGCGGUGGCCCUCAAGGCGGUCGACUUCGGCGGCCACGACGUCGAGCGCUGCGUGGCGCUCUACGGGGCCCUGGAGGACUGCUACCGCCUGGCCGCCUGCAAGGUCGUCAAGGAGAUGGUCCUGCUGCAGAGGCUGCGGCACCCCAACGUCCUGCAGCUUUAUGGCUACUGUUAUCAGGAUAGCAAUGCCAUCUCAGACACACUGACCACCAUCACAGAACUAGGCUCACCACUGGAGAUGAUACAGCUUUUACAGACUUCAUGGGAGGACCGAUUUCGAAUAUGCUUCAGCUUAGUUCGGCUUCUGCAUUACCUUGCCCACUCCCCCCUUGGCUCUGUGACGCUGUUGGAUUUCCGACCUCGUCAGUUUGUGAUAGUGGAUGGAGAGCUCAAAGUGACAGAUCUGGACGAUGCCAGCAUUGAGGAAACCUCUUGUACUAGCAGUAGGGACUGCUUCAUGGAGUUCCCAGCAAGAAACUUCACUUUGCCUUGCUCCCUUGAAGGAAAAUGUCAGAGCAUGAAUGAGAAGAGGAAUCUCUACAAUGCAUACAGGUUUUUCUUUACAUAUCUUCUGCCGCACAGUGCCCCUGCAUCGCUGAGACCAUUACUAGAUGUGAUAGUCAAUGCCACAGGAGAGCUUCAUUGGGGAAUAGACACAACUGUUGCUCACUUAGAAAGAGUUUUGCAUUUAUACAAGAGCGGCCUCUACCUAGAGAACACGACAAGGACUCCAAGAUCUGGCUAUAAAAGGAUGCCUGAAGCAACUAUUGUCAAUGAGAAUUACAGGUGUUGGCCAUCUUACCAUCACAAGGGAUGUCUUCUCUCUGUGUUUGAUGUUAAUGAGGCCAUGGAAGUUUGCGAGAGCCAUUCCCAGUGCAAAGCGUUUGUUCUGACCAACCAAACAACGUGGACAGGUCGGCAGCUUGUCUACUUUAAGAUGGGAUCCAUGUCCAUUAUGUCUGACCGUGACAAGACAACAUAUGUGAAAGUGUUGAAUUGAAAGAGAAAGU
Euleptes europaea (tarantolino) is the source of this 1537-nucleotide messenger RNA. RefSeq names its product protein kinase domain containing, cytoplasmic (gene PKDCC). The coding region runs from base 1 to 1527 and encodes 508 amino acids. The record is from RefSeq and is a predicted model, not a curated record. Gene Ontology annotation, biological process: protein phosphorylation. Lineage: Eukaryota; Metazoa; Chordata; Lepidosauria; Squamata; Sphaerodactylidae. Gene Ontology annotation, molecular function: ATP binding; non-membrane spanning protein tyrosine kinase activity. The transcript is spliced from 7 exons.